Molecule: messenger RNA, 2265 nt
Organism: Cyprinus carpio (common carp)
Lineage: Eukaryota; Metazoa; Chordata; Actinopteri; Cypriniformes; Cyprinidae
Product: negative elongation factor B-like
Biological process (GO): negative regulation of transcription elongation by RNA polymerase II
Cellular component (GO): nucleus; NELF complex
Source: RefSeq, a predicted model, not a curated record
UUAUUACGAUGAAUCAGAAACAAGAGUCUGUUGACGAGGUUGCACAGUUAGGAAGCGUGCGAAUACAGAUAACGAACAAUGCAAAUCUAGCCAACAUCUGUUGGAUUUCUGCUCUCAAUGCAUUCGAUUUUGUUUUGAUAGUGCAGUUAAAUAGAGACAGUGACUCAAAAUGUUUGCAGGUUUACCGGAGCUGGGAAUAUCCAAUGGAGAAGAUCUUAAAGAAACUCUGACUAACUGUACGGAACCCCUGAAAGCCAUCGACCAGUUUCAGAUGGAAAAUGGCAUAUUGUUGCCAACCCUACAGUCCGCACUGCCUUUCCUGGACCUUCACGGGACUCCACGGCUGGAGUUUCAUCAGUCAGUCUUUGAUGAACUUCGAGAAAAGCUCAUGGAGCGUGUUGCCACCAUUGCAGAGGGCAAGGAUGAGGACAGAUACAUAAAGCUGGAAGAACUUCUUGAGAAAAGCUUCCCACUGGUGAAGAUGCCAUCCAUACAGCCCAUCGUCAUGCAAGUGCUGAAACAUCUGCCAAAGGUACCUGAGAAGAAGCUGAAGCAGGUGAUGGCUGAUAAAGAGCUGUACAAAGUCUGCGCAGUGGAGGUGAAACGGCAGAUUUGGCAAGACAAUCAGGCUCUUUUCGGGGACGAGGUGUCUCCUCUGUUGAAACAGUAUAUUGUGGAGAAGGAAGCAGCUCUUUUCAGCAGUGACCUCUCCAUCCUUCACAACUUUUUCAGUCCUUCACCCAAAACACGGCGACAGGGUGAAGUGGUGUUGAAGCUGACUCAAAUGAUUGGAAAGAAUGUGAAGCUCUAUGAUAUGGUACUACAGUUCCUGCGGACGCUAUUCCUGCGCACACGGAACGUACACUACUGCACCCUGCGAGCCGAGCUGCUCAUGUCCCUUCAUGACCUCGACGUCAGUGAAAUCUGUUCAGUCGACCCCUGUCAUAAGUUUUCUUGGUGUUUGGAUGCCUGCAUCAGGGAAAAGUUUGUGGAUGCUAAACGGGCUCGAGAGUUACAAGGCUUCCUGGAUGGGGUCAAGAAAGGGCAGGAGCAAGUGCUAGGUGACCUCUCUAUGAUCCUGUGUGACCCAUUUGCCUGUAACACACUAGUGUUGAGUACCGUGAGGAACCUUCAAGAGCUUUUGAGCCAGGACGCCCUGCCCAGAGACAGCCCUGACCUUCUCCUCCUGCUGCGGAUGCUUUCUCUUGGCCAGGGUGCCUGGGAUAUGAUUGACAGCCAGGUUUUUAAAGAGCCCCGAAUGGAUUUGGAGGUGGUAACACGCUUUUUGCCUGCCGUGAUGUCAAUAGUGGUGGAUGACUACACGUUCACUGUGGAGCAGAAACUGCCGAGUGAGGAGAAGACCUCUCUCACGUACCCCACCACCCUGCCUGAAACCUUCUCUAGGUAUAUACAGGAAAACAGGGUGGCGUGUGAGAUCGGUCUUUAUUAUGUGCUUCAUAUUGCUAAGCAGAGGAAUAAAAAUGCUUUACAGCGGCUUCUGCCUGCACUGGUUGAUACCUAUAAUGACAUGGCAUUCGGAGACAUCUUUCUUCAUCUUCUCACUGGCCAUCUGACUCUGCUCUCUGACGAAUUUGGAUCAGAGGAGUUUUGUACUGCUGUCUUUGAUAACUUCCUCCUCACAUCUUUCUCUAGUAAGGAGAAUGUUCACAGACACUGUCUUCGCUUAUUGAAUCAUCUCCAACAGAAGGUACUGGCGUCCUACAUGGAGACCGUAAUGAAGACGCUUGAACCACCAAAACAGAGCAGUGAGUCAGUGAAGGAAGUUUAUACCCUGUUGAAGGAGAAGCUCGAAGCUUCUAAAAAAAGCCCCCCGGAACAAGAGGAAGCCCCUUCUCUGGAUCUGGGCCUUCACCCUGUCACUGUGCCCUCCACCCCCACAACCCCUCUUUGAGGGAGACUCGGUGCCACAGCCACUAGAGAGCAGAAACAGUCUGAUGUCAUAAAGACUGACCUGAACGUGUGUAAAAUGGAACAAUGCUGGUUAUACGAGUUGAUGUUUUUCUUCUUCGUUUUUUUUCUUUUCUUUUUUAAAGGUCAUUUUAAAAGCCUUUUCCAUUUUGCAAUUUUGUUGGCUCAGCUCUUUUUCCAUUUAUAUGCUUCUUUUAAGAAAAUGUAGACUUGUUUCAUUGUUGAAUGAGUUCCAAUAUAGUGUCUAAUGUACAGCAUUUUAAUGUUGAAUGUGUUUUGCUUUGGAUUGUGUCAGCGACAAGCUCUAGUGUAAAUAAAAUAAUGGGUUAGAACGUU